AUGUCAGAUUCCAACCACACCAGCACCUUCUUCUUCCUAGCAGGCCUCCCAGGCCUUGAGACUGUGCACAGAUGGCUCUCCAUCCCUCUGUGUGCCAUGUAUGUGGCCUCUCUGGCAGGGAACAGCCUGAUCCUGAGGGUGGUGAGGUCAGAGCCCUCCCUGCACCAGCCCAUGUAUGCUGGCGUGACUGACCUGGGCCUGUCUGCCUCCCCGCUGCCCACCAUGCUCCCCAUCUACAUGCUGGGUCUCAGGCAGGUGUCGGUGGAUGUGUGCCUGGCCCAGCUCUUCUUCAUCCACACCUUCUCCAUCAUGGAGUCCUCAGUGCUGUUCACCAUGGCCUUGGACCGUUUUGUGGCCAUCAGCAACCCCCUGCACUAUGGUACCAUCCUCACGAGCCCCCGUGUUGCCAGCUUGGGCCUAGCCAGCAUGGUGCUCAGCAUCGGGCUCCACACCCCAGCCCCCAUCAUGCUGAAGAAGUUGCCUUACUGCCAGAGUCACCUCCUUUCCCACUCCUACUGCCUGCACCCAGAUGUCAUGAAACUGGCAUGGGCAGAGGCCCACAUCAGCAGUGCCUAUGGUCUCUUUGUAGUGCUCUCCACUGGGGUGGACUCGGUGCUCAUUGUUCUCUCCUAUGUGCUGAUCCUCCAAACAGUGCUAUCCAUUGCCAAAGCUGAGCGCCUCAAAGCCCUCAACACAUGUGUCUCCCACAUCUGUGCUGUGCUGCUCUUCUACACACCUAUGAUUGGCCUGUCCAUGAUCCACAGAUUUGGGAGGCAGGCUUCCCAUUCCAACCCUGUGCUGUUCUCCUAUCUUCACUUUCUCAUACCGCCAGUGCUCAUUCCAGUGGUUUAUACCAUUAAGACCAAGCAGAUCCAGCUGAGGAUGCUACGCUUCUUCGGGUUGGGUGGGGCUGGCAUCAGAACCACUCAGGCUCAGUAG
Molecule: messenger RNA, 939 nt
Organism: Mirounga angustirostris (Northern elephant seal)
Lineage: Eukaryota; Metazoa; Chordata; Mammalia; Carnivora; Phocidae
Product: olfactory receptor 51G2-like
Biological process (GO): G protein-coupled receptor signaling pathway
Cellular component (GO): plasma membrane
Molecular function (GO): olfactory receptor activity; G protein-coupled receptor activity
Source: RefSeq, a predicted model, not a curated record